UUUUUUUUUAUUGUUUUUCUCCACUUCACCCAGUCUGUUGUAGUAGUGUGGUUUUAGUAGAGUGGUUAUUUAACCGCCCAUACUCGGCAUCCGUUUGGUCUUCCGUUUGUUGCAUCUAUUAUAUUUUCGUCCGGUCCGAUUACGAUCUCCUCGUGACGAGAAAUAACCGUCACGUUAUCCCGGAAAGCAACAUCAGUCCGUUUAAAUAGGUCCGUACGGGUCCAGCGUCCCAGUCUGAUUUUAAGCUGUGUGUGGCGGAUAAUGUUUGUAAACCGUAAACAGCGGCCGUCCGUAUCGUAAUGUGGAUGUUUCGAGAAGUGAUUGAUGCCUUUUGGACGCCGGACAUUUGGUUGCCGCCGAACACCAAAUGGUCGGAUCUGGAACCAAACGAACGGGUGCAGUACACUGACCACAGGCACUUGUUCUAUCCACUCCCAAUGGCAAUUGUUGUGUUGCUUAUACGAUAUCUGCUAGAAAAGUAAUCACUACUAAAAGCAUAUACUUAUCUAACGCACAAAAAUCAACACACACAAUAUGUUAAUUUUAAUUAAUGAUUUCAGAUAUUGUUUUUCGCCUUUUGGCGUUUCUUUAGGUAUUAAGAACACUAAACCCAAACGGGCUCCGGAUAAUGUGAUUUUGGAGGAGACGUUUGCCAAAAAUAAUAAAUGGAAUCACAAAGAAGUUGUGGGCCUUGCUAAGAGGCUGGAUUGGACUGAACGACAAGUAGAGCGAUGGUUGAGACUGAGGCGUGCUCAAGGAAAACCAUCAACGCUUGUAAAAUUUUGCGAGAGCAGGUGAGAUUUGAAUUUAUAAUAAGUAUUUAGGUAACUACAUUCAUUAAUUAUAAAAAUUGUUUAGAUUCGCAGUAGGUACAAUCUAAAGUGAGUCUCUGUUCAGAUAUGAGAGUUAGGAAAAUUCUAUUUUUCACAAUUAUUACAAAAGUUUAUUAAGUAUUAUUAAGUUAAAAAUCUUUCCUUUUUUAAUUAAAUAUCCAUAAAUAAAUAUUGUCAGUUUAUAGAGUUAUAAAAGUUAAACAUUUUGUGAUAGUAACAGUUUUCAAAUAGACAAAUUGUAUUAAAAUUAGUGUUCUUUAUCCAUUUUUACAAAGUACCUACAUAAUAUAGAUAUGUAAUUGGAAAAGUGAUUUGGUUUAUGUUAUAAUAUUACGAGUAUAGCCAAGAUAUACUUUUAUGACCAUUUUUAUGGAUAUCAAUAAAUUUUAGAUAAGAUUAUUUACACCAUUUUUUAGAAUUGUUCAAGACUUAAGCUACACAUUCCCAUAAUUUAUUCUUAUUUUCAUUAUUGGCAUUAAGUUAUAAUGAUUUACUAAUAUUAGUGUACCUGCAGGAAGUUAUAAGUUAAUUAGUAUUAGCAUUGUAUAUGUAUAGAUAGAUUUUUUUUUUAUUAAAUAUGGACAUAUUGGUGCCUAUAGAUAGGUAAAUAUAUUUACAGACUACAAUAGUUAUUUUGCUUAAUAUUUAAUUUAUUACAGAACUAAUGGUGCAAACAUUUAUUGAUAUUUUAAUGUGUUGUCAAUUUUUAUGAUUUUAAGAUUUUUGUGUUACCAUGGAAACGUAAAUAUAUUCAAUAAUAACUCAUAUAUUUUCUUUAAUUUCUAAUAUCUAGACAUUGUUAUUAUUUAUGCAUAUUGCAUAUUUUAUAUACAUCAUAUAUAUUAAAAUAAAGAAAAAACUUCCAGUAGGUAUGAUAUUUUUUAAUUUAAUUGCUAUUGCUUAUUAAGUUUGUUUGGUACUUAUUGUUAACUAAUUGUAUUUUAUUAUUAUUUUAAUUCAAUACCUAUUAUCUAAAUAAUAUUCAUUGUACAAGGGACUUAAACCUGUUACUGAAUUAACUGGGUAUAUUAGAUAAUUUACAUAUAAACAAAACUGAAUAUGGAACCAUAAUUUAUGAUUAAAAGAACAAAAACAAUUAAAUAAAACUACCACAAUUAUUAUUGGUUUCCAAACCAAAAAAACAAUUAUUUUUUACAAAUUGAUGAUAAAUUUAAUUAUUUAUACCAUACCCAUACAUUUGUAUGGGCUUUAAGUAUAUUUUGAUAUAUGAGUAUGUGGAUUUCACUGUUUCUUGUUAAAGUGAUUUAAUGAGUAAAUGGUGUUAUCAUCAAUGGUAUUAUAAAAUAUUUGGUAUAUAUUUUUAGCUUAAGUAACUUAAAAUGCAAAUUUUUCAUUAAUUAUUACUUUUUAAUUUAAUUUUUAUAAGAACAAAUUUAUAAUAUUUAACUAGUUAUAUUUAUAAAACAGUUAUAUUAUGUAUAAUAGUUGUUUACUUAGCUUAAAUGUUUAAUAUUUAUAUAAGAUUUAUAUUUUUAGUUGUAAAUAUAUAUUGUUUGGUCAGUUUGUAGAACUUGUUAAACAUGUUAAUGAAAAGGUGAAGCCAUUUAAUAUUUUUCAUAGCAUGACAAACAAACACAAAUUAAGCAUAGAAAUAGGUUAUAUAAUACUAAUGACACAUAUUGUUUCAUAUUUAAAUGUAGGUUAUACGUAUAAUGACAUACCAAGAGGCUUACCUAUUACCUAAGUACUAUUAACAUAAGUUAUUUUAAUAUACUGAAUUUAAAGGAUUAAAAUGGAUAAAGAAUUCACAAAAUAUCUAAAAUUAAGAAAUAAAUGAAUGAGAAAAUACAUUUUUAAUUUCAAAAACUUAUUUCUAGUUUGUCUUGUAUAGCCUUGACUCAAAAGUAAUUUUUUCAUCUUGUUUUGCUACUUUCUAAAAUGUUUAAUAUCACCAUACACCACAAUAUUUCUUUGCUUAUUCAUUUUGAACUAUACUAAGUUAAUAUUAUUAUAAAUAAACUAUUAAAUAAUAAUAAUAAAAAAAAAUAUAUAAUAUUUUGCAUUUAAAAGAAGAUAUUAUUUAUUUACACAGCAAUAAAAUUAAAUAUUUUAAAACAAAUGAUAAUUUAAUUUUUUAUUUCAUAUGCUAUCAGCAUUAAUAUAGAAAAAAACAUUAAAAAGGAUAUGAUAAAAAUAAAACCAAUAAUCAAAAAAAUUUAAUUUUUCAAAAUUGAUUAAAAUAAAAUGUUUAUUUAAUGUUUACAAAAAUUGUUUAUGAUUUGAAUUGUAUUUAGAUAGCUACGAUUAACAUCUUAGUAAAUGCAUAAUCUUUAACAUCAGUUAUUUAACAAAUUUAUGUGGGGCAUUGCGUAAGUUUCUCAAGUUCUUGACAUUUGUUUGCUCUUUUUAUUCUUUUAGAUUAUGACGGUAGUGAGGAAUGUAUUGAUUUUACUGUAUAUUUUAUUUUGUUUUUUUUCUUGUCUGUAAACAACUUUUCUACCAGAAAAGAUAUCUGGUUGCUUCAAUCAAAAAAUAAUAAGAGACCUUGAAGUUGCAUUUUGGAUCUAGGUAACGAUUAAAAUAUUGUACUUAAUUUUCCAUCCAGUUUUUAUUAUAAUUAGAAAAUACUGACAAAAAAAUUCUGUUAUUCUACAUUUUCAAGUUUUUCUUUGGUAGUUAUGUGGAUACAAUUUUCUGUUUGACAGACAUCUAAACAGAAAUGCUUGAAUAUUUAACAUGGGGUUUAUUAUAAUUUCUACUUAGUGGUGAAAAUAAAGUUGAGCAUAAUUUUUUUUUUAAUGUAUAAGCGGGUAAAAUUAGUCAAGUUACCAAUGGUUUGUCGUUGCUUAUAGAUAUAAAUUAAGUAACUUUAUGUAUCCUAACUUCCCAUCUACAACAUAUGCACAUCAUCAGUAUCAGUACUUUUUAAAUUUAAUAAUCAUUUAAAUGGAACUAAGUAAAAUUCUACAAUCAUUAUUAAUUUUAAUAUUUUAAUUAAGAAUAAUAUGGCACAGACAUUGUAAAGUUCACAAGCCUUACUAAUCUGUUAAAAAGGUUAUUGAAGUUCAAAAAGUAUUAAUCUAUUAAAAAAAAUAAAUCUUCAUUGUAUAAAGAAAAAUUGAGAGAAGAAUAUAAUAGGUAAAUUCUAGUAUUUUUUACUGUCCAAUUAAUACCGUUUAGAACAAUAAUAAAUAAUAAUCAAAAUCACAAUAAUAAUUACUAGCGCCCUUUAAGUUAAGAUGAAAGAGCUAUUAUUUUAUCAGGUCAAGAUUUCCUAUUCAUUUUUUUUUAAUAAUCACCAUAAUAGAGAUAAAGAAAAUAAGUAAAUUUAAUUAUGUAUUCUUUUCUUUAUACAAGCCACUCUUAUUUUUAUCUUUCCCCACUCCAUCUAAUUAUGUAAUUUGUAUUCAAUUAAAAGUCGACUACAAAUGAUUAUUUAGGCUUUUAAGUUAUUUUCAAUUAUAUUAUCUAGUUGAACUUAAAAUAUCUUGAUAUAGAUUAACUGGGUUAUUCUCUGUUUUGUUUUCUUUGGUAUUCUUAGGUUGAUUUUACAGUCUCCCAAGAUUGAGUUAUAUUAUUAAAUUGAAAAAUAUAAACAUACUUUGCACCAUGGGUUGGCCAAUUUUAUUGGUGAGUAGUUGGAAAGUUAGGAAAAAGAGGGAAAUUAAAUUUAUAUCUGUAAGCAAUGAUAAACAAUUCAGUGUCAGUGCAAAAAUCCUUGAUAUUUUGAAAGGCUGUAUUAUUUACUAUUUUUGUCAAAAUUGGAUAUUAAAAUUUGCGUAGGAAAAAAUACUACAUAAAUUCAAUUUUUUUUUUCUGACCACCAAUGUACUACUAAUGUUGUAUUUUCAAGCAUUUCUGUUUAGCAUCCACAGAUUACCUAUCAAUUAAAUUAUGUAAAAACCUCAGAAUUAAAAUGUCUAUAAAUAGCUCAAAAAUGAAUUAAAUGUUUGAAAAUUUAUCCACAUCUAUAAAAGGCAAAUAUAACUUCUAUCCAAGUUCAAAGAUUCUGCAAGUAUAUUUUAAACUGAAUUACUUUAGUACAAUAAAAUUAAAAAUAAUAAAAGUUUUUUUUUUGUACAUUUUCCCAUUCUUUGUAAUUUUGUUUUUUGGUUUUGCACAAUUGUUAAAAAAACUUCAAUCAAGAAAUAACUUUUUUAAUCACCAACUAUAUUUAAAAUGCAACAAAAAUAAUUUCUUUUUGUUUUUCUAUAGGGUUGAUAUUUCUGGUAGAAAACAUGAACACAAAUUUAAAUUAAAUAAAUUGUGAAAUAAAUAAAUAAAUUUAUCAGUUCAUUUUAGAUUCUGAGUGUACCGAAGAAUGUAUUGGUUUUACAAAGAAGUUUAUUUUUUUUUAUGUGAACACUUUAGUAUCAGAAAGCCCACUUCAAUGUUUAUGAUGAAGACUAUUUUCUGAAAGGAUAUUUUCUUCGGAUGGUACUUUGGAGAGGUUUUUUUUUGAUUUUCUUAGAAGUUUUCUCAUCAAAUGUGAAAAACAUAGGAAUAUCUGAAAAAACUUAGGAAAAACUGGAAAAUUCGUACAAUAUUAAAGAAAAUAUAUAAUGCCUAUUUAAUUAUUUUACCGUAUAUAUUGUUCAUAAUGUAUCACUAUGAACUGAACUCCGCUCAGAAUCGUAUUUUCAUUAGCAACGGUUUAUUGUUUUUAACAGAUAAUUUAAACAGAUUAAAUUUCCUUCUGUAUCCUACCUUCCCAACUUCCUUCCCACAAUAGUGUCUGCACCCGUUCUCAUUAUCCUAGAAACCUUUUUUUUUUUUCAUCUUUGGAUAUUCUCAAUUAUUAUAGCUAUUUGGAAAAUUAUAAAACAGCGUUCUACUUGAGCUAUUAAAUUUAAAAUUGAACAGAAAAGGUCUUUAGUCAUUUUUUGAGGGAAGUAAGAUAUCUAGUAGAAAACUAUUUUCAAAAAUAUAAAAUCAUAAGAUUAUUAUGUAAUGAAUCUUUGUCUGUUUUUCCUAUUAUUAUGAAAACCUUUUGAAAAAUCAAAAAAUGACCUUUCUAAAGGACCAACUUUUAAAUAUUUUACUAAUGACUGCGUGCGAAAGUUGUUUUUUGAUUUCUAAAGUAGUUUUCAAAAUAAUUGAGAAAGCAAAAAAGAUAAAAAAUAUGAUUAUUUCAAUUUAUGGCGCAAUAAAUUUAUUGUUUAAAAUGUUUAAGAUUAUAUUUUUCUGCAAGAAAAUAUUGUCUCGUUAGUGAGUAUGAAAGUUGUUUGAUUUUCCAUAUUGUUCCCUAAUAAUUAUGAAAAACCGGAGAAAAAUAUAGGAAAUAAAGUUAAGUGUACAGCUCUGGGUUUUUUGUUAUUAUUCAGUUAAAUAUUAUUGUGGAGACUUGUAUUUUUUAGAAAAUACUUAUAUUGGUCUUUUGUAGAUGUGGUAAAUUUUUUUAAACCUUUCUAAAAAUUCUACCUAUUUUUAGGUAUUUGAUAUUUUAAUGUUUUUUUAUAUAUAUAUAUAUAUAUAUUUAUUUUGUAGGUAUCUGUUAUUAAAAUUAUUUGACUUAAGAGAAAUGCUUGAAAAUUUAACACAAGUUACAUGGUACAUUAUAAGUUGUACUUAGUGGUUUAAAAAACAAAUUCGAGUUUAAUGCAUUAGUUUUUUUUUCAUAAGUGUUUUAAGAUUUUAAAAAUUACAGCAUUUCAAAAUAUGUCUUACCGAACUUUGCUCCAAAUUUUUUUUUAUCAGUAUUGGUUUAUUGUUGCAUACAGAUAUAAAUUAAAUAACUUAAUGUAUCCUAUCUUUCCAACUUCCUAUCUACAACAGUGGCUGCAUCUGCCUGGAGUAUCAGCUCUUUUUUUUACUUUUGGGUACAGAAUUAAAUGUUAACCAUUAUAAUAUGUGCUAAUAUUAAAAGUGCUCAAUUAUAUUAUUAGGUGCAUGCUGAUUAAUUUUUCUUCACAUCUCUUCUACUCAUAUAGGACAAUAUACAAUUUUAUAAUAUACGGUUGUACUUUUAUUAUUUUAUAAUAUGUUUAUUAUGGUUUUUUUAAAACUAUUAAUUUAUGGGUUUCAGCUGGCGAUGUUUCUAUUAUACAUUUUCAUUCCAUUAUGGGUUUGUAUUUUUAUGGAGUAAACCAUGGUUGUGGAAUAUAGAUUAUUGUUGGAUUGGAUACCCACAUCAGGUAAAUAAAUAGAAAUGCAUUGUUUCAAACUGUUAAUGUAGAUUUAAUUUCUUAUUAUUGUUUGAAUUUUAAAUAAAAUAAUGUUAUAUAAUUGGUUUUAGAACUGUUUCUAUAGAAAAUUUGUAUACUUAUUAACUUAGUAUUUUUAGGGUACAACAAGAGAUACAUGGUGGUAUUAUAUGAUGUCAUUAUCAUUCUACUGGGCAUUAGCUGUUUCUCAAUUUUUUGAUGUAAAACGAAAAGAUUUUUGGCAAAUGUUUGUACAUCACAUAUGCACUAUAUGUCUACUAUCGUUUUCAUGGAUAUGUAAUUUCCAUAGAAUUGGGACUCUUGUGCUUUUAACUCAUGAUUGUGGUGAUAUUUUCCUAGAGGUAAUACAUCAUUUUAAUUUUUAUAUUAAGUAUAAGUAUUGUGUUUUAUUAAAUUUUAAUAAAUGUAUAAUAAAAUAGAAUACUAACAAUAAGGAUAUAUUGAUUAGAUGAAUUAAUAAUCGUCUUAAAAACUAAGGAGUAUAGGUCAAACAAUAAAGAUAAGUCUUUAGUACAAUUAAAUAAACAUUUAAAAUAUUUGUUUAAUAAAUUAAAUUAGAGGUCAUUUUUUUUUCAAAUGCAAUUUUGAUUUGUUUGCUUUCAAAUAUUUUUCUCUUUUAUAUAAAUAUUAUUUAUAUUAUUGUUAUUUAGAUACUAUCUAUCAAAUGUCAAAUUUUGAAGGUUAUUUUUUUGUCUAAUUUAUUAAACUAGACAACAUUAUUGUAGAUUAAAAUAUACCAUUGUUACAAUCCAAAACAAUGAUUAGGUAAAUUAUAAUGAACAUAAUUUUUACAUUCAUCAUUCAUACAACUUUUUGAUUUUCAUAUGCAAUUGGACUGAGUUUAAUAAUUUGCAUAUUUAUUUUAAAUAUUUUUGUUUUUUUAAUUUGUGUAAGUCAAGGACUAAAGUUUUGAAUAUUGUGCAAUAAAAUAUUAGAUAUGGUUUAAUGAUAAUACAAAUAAUAAGUUUGCUUUUGAUAAAGUAUUGUUAUUUAAUAUUAGUACUUUUAUUUAUUCAAAAAACAGUGAUAAAUAAUAUAUUACAAUAAAAUAAAAUAAUUUGUUGCACAGAUUAUUUAUCGAAAAAAUAUUCUAGAUUUUGUUACAAAAUCCGUUGUUUCUAAACUACACUAAUUGUUUUUUCGUUAGCAAUGGUUUAUCGUUGCUUUCAGAUAUACAUUAAAUUCUCGUCUAUAUUCUACCUUCCCAACUUUUCACCUACAUCAGUGGUUGCACCCACAUGUGAAGUAUGUCCGUCCUUUUUUAAACUUAGUACUAAGCAAUUUUAUUUGAAAAUAAGUUUAUAUGAUUAUCAUAGAUAACUAUGCAUUUAUGGUAUAUACAAAUUUAAAAAAAAAAUCGUAAAAUAAAGGUCCAUUAUUCUUGUUUAUUUUUAACUCGCGAUAGCUCGCACUGUUAGAAAAAAUUAACAUAUUUUAUUAUUUAUUUAUUUACUUAUUUUUUAUAAAUAACUAUUAUUGAUUGAAUGAUAAUUAAUAACCCUUCUACCAAUAGUUUAUCUACACGAUUAUGAAACAUAUAAUAUUAUUAAUGAGAUUAAAUUGUAUAAAACUUAUUUUGGAAUUUAUAUUUUAAUGAAAUUUUAUAAAGUAAUAUAUUAUCAGAAAAAAUUGAAUUAAUUGAAUGUAUAAAUAAUGGCAUUUAAUUAAAAUGAAAAAAAUAGUAUAGGAACCUAUAUAUAUGUAUAUUAACACUUUACUGUCUCGUUAGGAAUUCUAAUUUAUUUCAUACAUUUUUUAUCGUAUCUCGAUAUCUUAAAUAAAUAUAAUAUAUAAUAAAAAAGAAUUAUGAUGAUAUUUUUUUUUUUUUGUGAACAACUCUUCUUCCAGAAAUUUGGAUCCAGUUUACAAUGAUAGCAUUUUUCUGAAAGAAAAUCUGACUGGAGCGGUGCUUUGGGGAGGUCAUUUUUUGAUUAUCCCAGCUGUUUUCAUAAUAAAUGGAAAAAAAAAAUGGGAAAAUAGCUACAAUAUAAAUAAUUAUUAUUAACGAAAAUAUAUAAUGCUUAUGUAAUUAUUUCACUAUUAUAUAACAUACAUAUAUUGUUGACAAAGCAAUACUAUUAACUGAACUCUGCUCAGAAUUGUUUUUCAUAAGCAAUGGUUAAUCUUUGCAUACAGAUAUAUAUUAAAUUUCCCCUCUAUCUUCUCAACAGUUGCUCACUCACUUGAAAAGUAUGUUUGUCUUUUUAUUAUCUUGUUUUAUACAGGUAAUAUAACUAGGUAACAAGUUUGUAUUUAUGCAGAUUUCUAAUUGAUUUUAGAAAGUUUAAACUUUCAUCACAUAUUAUAAUAGUAGAAACUAACCCAUUAAUAAUAAUUGUAUUGCAUAGCUUUUUUUUAGUAUUCAUUAAUACUAAAGUUAUAAUUUAAAAUUUAUUAUUAAUGAAAAUUGAAUAUUCAGCAUUAUAUUUAUUUAAUGCAAUACAAUGAAGUUUAAGUAUUUCUUGAUUUUUGUAACAUUUUUUCAGAAAGAAAAUGUUGUCCUAUUGGUGUAUAAGAAGGUCCUGUUUUUAAUUUCCCUUGUAGUUUUCUUAAUGGCUUGAGAAAAAUAUAGGAAAACAGAAAAGUUUAUAAAUAGUAAAUUUAUAUUUGGUUUUGUGUGGAUAAAAUUAUUUUAAUCAAGCAGAAAUGUUUGAAAAUAUGACUCUAGUUUCAUCAUAAGUUGUACUUGAUGGGCAACAAAAAAAAAAUUGAGCGUAACAUAGUAUUUAUUUUUUUUCAUGUAUGCGUUUAAAGUUCACGUUAACUAUGGUAUUUGGCAUCAGUAUGUUAUAGUAUACUCUCUCAAAAUAUUUAAUGGAAACACCACUGAUUAAAUAAUAUAAGAAAAUAUACGAUUGAAAAUUGGUAUAGUUACUAUUCUCCUAUUAUUUAUAAUAUUAAGUAUUCUAAAUUAGUUAUACCAAAAUAAUGUAAAUUAAUUCUAUUAAAAUAAUUUUAUUAAUUAUUUAAAAUUUUUAAUAUGUUUAGAUUUAAGAAUAUAUAUAUAUAACCAAUAUGCUCCAGAUCUAAAAAAUAAUAGUUUUAAAUUUGGAUGUACAACUUAUGCCCAAUAGGAUUUUGAAACAUGCUUUUUAAAAUAGUUAAUAUUUUUUUAUAUAUAUGUAUCACUAAUUCACAGACAUUAAUCAAAUUUGAUAAACAAAAAAUUGAAAAAUUUAACUAAAGCAUUAAACAAACUUUUGUUUGGAUUUAGAAUUCAACAUUUUAUAUUUUCUUAUAUCCCCCUCCCGUUGUGAUUUAUCAUUUUAAUAUCUUAUAUUAAUAAAUGUCUACUACCUGUUGGUUUAAAACACAUUGUCUUUAUAGUUAACUUUUUAAUGAUAAAUUAGUCAAAUAUUACAAACUGUGAAUCAACAGGUAAUCAUAAAUAAAUAUGAUUUUGAUUAUUUAUUAUUAUGUGAGUAAUAAUUGAGUAAUGUCAAUAUUUAUAAUUACAUGAUAUAUAAAAGGAACUUCAUAUAAAUAUAUAAAUAGUUCAUAAUUUAAAAAAAUAAAAUAUGCCAUAAAUAAUUAUCUACAUGUAUUAAAUAAUAGUGAAUAUUUAACAAAUUUAAUAUGAAUUAUAGAAAUAAAAUGUUUUUAAUUCUGUACAUACAGUUAAUGUAAAAUUCAUGAAAAAUGAGAAAAUUAAAUAUUUAUUUUAUUUUAUUAUAGUGUGCAAAAAUGGCCAAGUACGCCAAAUAUCAAAAAUUAUGUGACAUUGUUUCAGUAAUAUUUAUUAUUGUCUGGCUUAUAACUAGAAUUGGUUUAUUCCCUUUUUGGAUUUUAUACAGGUAAUUUUUUAAACUUUAUUUUUAAUUAUGAAUCAAAUUUUUUUUAUUGUAAUUUUUGUUUAUAUUUUAUGUUUAGUACAUCGGUUGAUGCACCUCGAGUGGUAAAUCAAAUGUUUCCAGCUUAUUACAUAUUUAAUGGCCUACUGUUUCUUUUACUUGGCCUCCAUCUUUAUUGGACACAUUUAAUUUUGAGAAUUGCAUUUAUAUCAUGGAAUUCUGGAAAAGUAUAUAUUUUUAUAUUUAUCUUACCUUUACCUUUACCAUUUUUUAGUAAUUUUAGAUUCUGAUUGGAGCAAAGAAGCUUAUGGUUUUACAAAGAUGUUAAAUUUUUUUUUUUGUCUGCGCAACUUUUCUACCAGAAGACUUGCUCAAAUUUCUACGUGUAGCACCUUUUCUGAAAGGAACAUAGUGUGGAUAGGUAUUUUAGGGAGGUAUUUUUCGAUUUUCUCAAAAAAAUUUUCAUCUUAUGUGAAAAUCUGAAGAAAAACUGGAAAAAUUAUGAAAUUUAAUAAAUAUAAUAUUUCGAUUUUUUUUCUGUGGACAACUUUUCUACCAACAGUUUACCUCCAACUUUUAAUGAUAGCAAUGUUUCUAUAAGAACAUUUUUCUAGGAGGGUACUUUAGAGAUUUAAUUUUUCGAUUUUCUCAGUAGUUUUCUCAUUAAAUUUGAAAAAUCGGAAAAUAUAAUAAAUCUAUGUAUUAUUUAAAAUAUAUUAUAGCCUUUUUUUCUGUGCACAACUUUUCAGCCAGCAAUUUCACUCCAACUUUUAAUAAUAGCAUUAUUUCUAAAAGUAAAUUUCAUUAGGAAGGUACUUUAGAGAGGACAUUUUUCGAUUUUCCCAAUAGUUUUCCCAGCAAAUGUGAAAAAUCGGGAUAAAAUAUGAGAUAACCGGGAAUAACGUGGGAAAAUCAGUACAACAUUAAACAAAUUUUAUUAAAGAAAAUGUAUAAAUUCUCUUUAAUUAUUUUACUUUAAAAUUACAUGUAUAUUGUUGACAAAGCAUUAAUAUCAACUGAACUCUGCUUAGAAUCGUUUUUUGUAAGCAAUGGUUUAUCGUUACAGAUAUACAUUAAAGUUUUGUCUAUUUCCUACUUCCCCAACUUCCCAUCUAUACCAGUGGCUGCACCCAUCCCCAUUAUCUUCUUUUUAAUCCCUAUUUGCUCCUAACAUCUAAUGACUUGAUUUUAUGAUUAUAUGAACCUAAUUAUUCCUUAUUCAUCCUGUUAUAAUAAUAAUUAUUUUUUUUUACAAUUUUAUAUUUUUUGUUUUUUAGUUUUAAUGUUAUUUUUAAAUUUUUCUUAAAAUUAAUUCUUAUUCUUUUGAAUUUAAAUUAUAAUUACUUUUGUUAAUUUUAUCAUUCUUAACAAAUAUAAUAUUUCAGAUUGAUGGUGACAUUCGUAGUUCUUCUAGUGAUGAGAUUACCCUAGAUGAUGAUUCAAAUAGCAAAAUAGAUGACAUUAAUGAAGUGUUACCAAAUGGCACAACUUAAAUUGUACUACUUAUAUUUUAUUUUCGUUUUAUUGCGUUAUGUUUUAAUUAAUUCCAUAAGCACCUUAGGUAUUUGUGUAAAUAUUUAUAUGUUCCAGAUUACUAAUAAUUUAUUCCCUAUUUAAUCAUAUAAGACAAAAAAAAAAAAAAUGUUAAUUUUAUCAUGAACAUAGCUACUUAAAUGUAAAGUUUUUAAAAAAAACAUUAUGAGCACUUAAAUGUUUCAGAUUCAGCUCUAGUCAUCUAUAAACAAAAAUAUUUCUUACAAGAAGUGUACCAUAAAUGUAAUAUUUUAUAUGCAAUUAUUUUAGUAAAUUAGAUAUUAGUUUGUUAUUUAAUUUCAUUUUAACAUAAUUCAUAUUCUUAAAUAAUACUUAUUCAUCCCUUCCCCGGAAAAACCGAAAUAAAAAUGUAACUUAAAACAUAUUAAUAUAAUGUAUGUAUUUAUUAUAUUAUUUAUAAAAUAAAGCAGUUUUUUUAUGUUUUAAGAUUAUUAUAAUAUAAAUGUGU
This is a messenger RNA of Cinara cedri, 12751 nucleotides long. The record is from the annotation of a GenBank genome assembly. NCBI's taxonomy places the organism in Eukaryota, Metazoa, Arthropoda, Insecta, Hemiptera, Aphididae.